GGGAUUCCCCAGGUCGAACCAAUCAAAUUGAAAUCGUGGGAAGGUGAUAACCAAUCAAAGGGACGAUGAGUACGUCUCGUGAAUAAAUUUUGGCGUCGUUUUCGUCACUGUGAUCCUGAAAGUGAUAUAUCAUUCAAUUUCUGACCGGCAGAUCAAUGAAUUGUGGUCCUGGAAAGAUAGUAAAGCAAUGGCCGCAGAGGAUGCAAAUAGAGACAAUAUGGUAAAUUCCUAGCUCUGGUAGCAAUGUUCCCUCUCCACUUUCAAUUUAUCGGUUUAUUUUAUCCGCUGUUCUCCACUUCACUUUCGAAACAGUUAUCUUAUUCACAUCAAUCACAUUAAAUCUUUUCGUUUUCCAUCGUUAGCUAUUUAGAUAUAAAUAGAAGAUCGUUUAGCCGAAAACUACAACAGCAAUGUUCAUUUCUUUUUGUAGAGCGAUGGAAAUAGGGAUCGGUCUCUAGAAAGCGAAGAUAACAACCAGGGGCUCCUUGCCAUAGGGAGUGACGCAGAUUGGAAAUCUGACGGUGACUCUGACUUGGAAGAAAAUCGGACCAGGACUGCACAUAGAGAUGAGCUUUCAGAACGAUCAAGAGAACAAAGUGCAUUGUGUUCCUGUGGUUCAGAAGGGGAACCUCGAAACCGCACUCAGCAAGGAAAGUCCAAUGCAUCCGAUCUGAAUCCAACUAGAACGGAAGAAACCUUGCUAAGCGUUGUUCCUGAGUCGUACAGCGGACAUUUGCCGUCGCUUCCCAGUAUAUCCCUUGAAGAUGAGGUCUGCAGCGACUCGACGCAAGCACCAUCCUCGCCAACAGUGUCAUCUGAACCUCAGCGGAAGAAAAUCCCUGUAAUAAGUAAGUUCGAUAAGUUUGAGCUCUUGUGUUCAAAGACCGUGUGUAAAUUGUGCUGCUAUUAUGACUAUUUUUUUUGGAGAAUUUACGACUUUGAUUUGUCUGUGUGAGAAGUAUGUUUAUCGCAUCAUUAUCCAGCCAGUAAAAUUAGUCCUCGACUUAAAGCCCUUUCAAACCUCGUCUAAUUGUACAUGUCCAAAUCAACGAAUCUCGAGCUCACUCUUCCAAAAUAGUCUUCAAUUUAAAAUCUGGUUUACUUCGUUUACAACACUGGGCCAUGUAAAACACGAUAGAAAAGUUGUUCAGUAGAAAAAAACCCCUACAAUCUGUACAUCUAGUCACUAUUUUUAUGACCGUAUUUUUAUACUCCGUAUCUAUUAUAAUACAUUUCUUUUUAUUUCACGUCCACCGCAGAUGUGUGUCACCAUUCGGCGCAGCAUCCAUCGCCUGGACUAACAGUGGUGCUCUUCCUUUUUGAAAGAACCCACCAAGAAAGGAAAGAAAAGUUGUUCAUACUUUAUAUGAUCCCUGAAAAAGAGCAACAGGUGAGUGAAGUAAAUUGAAUUCCUUCUCAAUUGAAAGUGUUCAUUGUUGAAUAGUUCUUGACAUUUGGACAUCUUUAUUUUUCUUAAAGGUGUAUGAGACAAUUUGCCAAAGUUACAUAGAUGAGGGAACCGAGCAAGGUUACUCAACAAGACAAAUUUCGUUUUGUGUUAACCAUGGAAAAGGCCAAGAUUUUCAUUCUGUAUUUGUUCACGAGAAAAUCAGAGUUUCAUUUGAAAUUGAGGAUCAACAGCAACAAAACUUUGUCACUCCUGAUGAUGCAAGACGUCGAGAAUUUGUGAGUUCACUUGAAGCACAAAAAUUUAUUCAUUCAAGUCUCAGAUUAUACCCUAAGUCACUGUUAAAUUUUUCGCAAUUCAAUUUUUUAAUAACCUUUAACCUAAACAUAGUUUACUACAUAGAUGGCAAGUUCUUGUUGGACACUCCAACUCACUGAACGAUCACUAUUUCAGUGAAUCUUCUUUUUUCAACAGAGGAUUGUUUCUCUUCGCGAUUUUAACGAUUAUGAAUUUCUGAUUCUCUAGGUUUUCAGAGUUGCCAACAUUGAAUGUGAGAGUAAAAACCGAGUAGCACCAGGAGCCAAGUCCCAUUUCCGACUCCAGUAUGUUGGUGAAUCCGAAAAUCCUUGUCAAGAACAUGGAAAAAUCACCUUAGCCAUCGAUGCAGAGACACGGUGUUCCCUGUACUUUUCCAUCGCAUUUUGGGUAAGU
Molecule: messenger RNA, 2119 nt
Organism: Pocillopora meandrina
Lineage: Eukaryota; Metazoa; Cnidaria; Anthozoa; Scleractinia; Pocilloporidae
Source: the annotation of a GenBank genome assembly